UAAAGUUGGCCAAUGAUUCCUCAUAAGACAACAAAUAACAUGCUAAUGUGUGUAAUUGUAGGUGUCCCCACGAUAUGCGAGCAAAGGACACAGAGAGUAUUAAAUUAUUUUAACCCUUCACAUUACAUUGUGAAUUGGUCACCGAUCGUUCUCAAAUAAAGUUUGUUGAAAAUCUCUUCUAGUCCUUCCUGUUUGCAAAGAUGGAGGCAGAGGGAAUAUUGGCCCCGCUGUCACUCUCUGCUAAGUUUGAGGGGUCCUUCGCCUAUCUGACUGUGAGAGACCGACUCCCAACCAUACUCACAAAAGUGAUAGACACGUUACACCGCAAUAAAGACAAUUUCUUCAAAGAAUAUGGAGAGGAGGGGAUCCAGGCAGAGAAGACGGCCAUCUCCUUCCUGUCCAAGCUGAGGAAUGAACUGCUGACAGACAAACCUGUGCUGUCUCUGACUGAUAAGGCUGAGGACUCCGAGGCCUGGAAUGAAUACAUGCGAAGACAGCAGGACCUGAUGGAAGACGGGAGCCCUGUCAGCUGGUUCAAGUCACCAUGGCUCUAUGUGGAGUGUUACAUGUACCGGAGGAUCCAAGAGGCUCUGUAUAUGAAUCCACCGAUGGAUAAGUUUGACGUGUUUAAGGAGGGAAAAACGCAGAGCUUCUUCGAAUCUCAACAAGCCAUUAUAUCCCUCUGUACAUACCUUCAGGAGCUCAUCACCAACAUGGAGAACAUGACUGAGGUUCAGCUGCGAGACAACUUUCUCAAGUUACUCCAAGUCUCUCUGUGGGGAAACAAGUGUGAUCUGUCCAUCUCUGCCGGUCAGGACAACUCUCAAAAGUCCAGUCCCAUCGAUUCUCUUCCUGAUCUCCAGCGCUUCAUCCUAGUGGAUGACUCCAGCAUGGUUUGGUCUACGCUGGUUGCUGCUCAAGGAGCCGGAUCCUCUGGGAUGAAGCAUGCCAGAGUGGACAUUAUUUUAGACAAUGCUGCUUUUGAGCUCGUUACCGAUCUAGUCCUUGCUGACUUUCUUGUUUCUGCCGGACUAGCCAAGCAAAUCCGAUUUCAUGGCAAGUCCAUCCCGUGGUUUGUCUCAGACGUCACCAAACAAGACUUUGAGUGGACCAUCAUGCAGACCAUGGCAGCCAAUCACAAGUGGAUGUCAGCCAGUGGUGUCCAAUGGAAGCAUUUCAUGAAGGAGGGUACAUGGUCCUACCAUGACCACUCUUUUUGGACCUUGCCCCAUGAGUUCUGUGAUAUGGCAGUGGAUGCAGCUGAUCUCUACAGCACUCUCCAGGGCUCUGAUCUGAUUCUCUUCAAAGGAGACCUUAACUACCGGAAGCUUACUGGAGAUAGGAAAUGGGAGCACAUGGUUGCGUUUGAUCAAGCGCUGAGGGGGUUCCAGCCUGCCCCUCUCUGCAGUCUCAGGACACUGAAGGCUGAUGUUCAGGUGGGCUUACAGCCAGGCCAGGCCGAGAAGCUCGGCUCUCAAGAUCCAGACUGGAUGACUAAUGGCAAAUAUGCUGUGGUUCAGUUUUCCAGUCCAUGCAGAGAACAGUAGGGUCAUUUUUAAAGAAAAGAGAGUUGAGCCAAGAAGAAAGAGAUGAAGGAAUUAAAUGCACUGAAGAUGCUGGUUUAGUUAUCGAUAUGCCAAACAAAUGUGUUGUUGUUUUAUAUUUGCUUGUAUAACAGUUAACAGUUGGUUGCAAGCAAAUCACGUAAUGAAUCCAACCGAUUCAGCAUAUCAAACAAUGAAAUUAAUCUUAAACUAAAUAAUGUCCUUGUUGACAAUCUUUUGAUUACAGUAUAAGAUUUUCUGUUUGCACUGCUGAUCUGUAUUGUGUUAGAAGUACAGUUACUUAAAAAUACAGAUGUAAACAUGGCAAAAAUCAUAAGAAUCCAUACAUGUUGUUUGGUAUGAUACACAGUAAAUAAAGAAGAUACUGAACCUGAAUUGUAACUUCUAGUUAAAUGCAAUUGACCAAAACACCUUCAGAAUAGUGAGAAAGGUAUAUUUCAGUGCAUUUCAGGCUAAAAAUGUGCAGUAUAUAGAUUUUUUUUUUCUUUCAGAUGUACUAAUUUAUGGGCUUUGCAUAGAGUGCAUAAUUGAAAAUAACCUAUUAAAGAGAACUUUUUUUAAUAAAACAAUUCUAGUAGGGUAAUUGCAACAUGGAAUUAAUGAGGGAACAGAAUGUAAAGGGAUUUGAAUUGCUGUCCAAUUAUUAUUAUUAUUUUUUAUUUUAAACAAAACACAAAUUCACAAUGAUUUACUAAUGUCAUCAUAAGGAAAUACAUUUGCUUUCUGGCUGGUAAAAAAUACUGGUCAUACAUAUCUCAGAGAAUUAUUGUUGUUUACAGUUUGGAUUGACUAGCACUCUUCAAAGCAAGUUUACAAGGUUUUCCAGUGUCUGUUGGGAUGGAAAUUGCACCAUGAUGAUUUAUUGUACCUUAUUUAUGAGCAUGCCGUUGCUGGAAACAGAUGUUAGUCAGGAUACCGUGUGUAUGUACUCGCACUUGUUAAAAUGAUAACUGUUCUGAAAAUUGUAUGCCACUGAAUAAAGUUUAGGGGAAAAAACUA
This is a messenger RNA of Onychostoma macrolepis, 2564 nucleotides long. It is a transcript of the gene dcph1, whose product is annotated as acidic residue methyltransferase 1. Gene Ontology annotation, biological process: DNA damage response. The record is from RefSeq and is a predicted model, not a curated record. Lineage: Eukaryota; Metazoa; Chordata; Actinopteri; Cypriniformes; Cyprinidae. Bases 201 to 1547 code for a protein of 448 amino acids. Gene Ontology annotation, cellular component: cytoplasm; nucleus. Gene Ontology annotation, molecular function: phosphatase activity. The transcript is spliced from 5 exons.